This is a messenger RNA of Styela clava, 576 nucleotides long. NCBI's taxonomy places the organism in Eukaryota, Metazoa, Chordata, Ascidiacea, Stolidobranchia, Styelidae. The record is from RefSeq and is a predicted model, not a curated record.
AUGCAAAAAAUAACUGAAUUCAAACAAUCUGCAAAGAUUAUCCACUCAUUGAAUGUACUUACAUCAUUCAAUGAACUAAAACAAUCCAACUGCAUUUGUAACUUCACAAUCAAAGUUGGUGACAAAUCCUUUAACGUUCAUCGAGAUCUGCUUGGCGCAGUAUCAAAGUACUUCAAAGGCAUGUUUUCAAGUAACAUGGUUGAGGCUCGGAAUGGUUUUGUCAUUAUGAAAGACAUCUGUGCUGAUGCUGUAGGGCAGUGUGUCGAUUUCAUGUAUACUGGUGAAGCAAAUCCUACUAUGGAAUCUGUUGAAAAUACCUUAUAUGCUUCCCACUUAAUGCAGCUUGAUGUAUUAUCAAGUAUAUGCUUCAAUUUCAUGGAAAAUAAUUUGUCAGUGCAGCAUUGCCUUCCAGUGGUCAGGUUGGCAAGACUUUAUGAUUGUACAGAGCUAGAAACCAUUGCUGAACAAUUCAUUGUGGAUAAUUUUGAGUCUCUGAUUUUGGGUGAAGAUUUUCUACAUCUGAGCAAAGAAGAACUCAUAUUUUAUCUGCAAAAGUUGGAAAAAAUCAUGAAGUAG